AUGCCUAGUCCAACAUCUGCUUCAAGAGCACAGAAAAUCAAAGGGCAGCUAGAGAAAGUUAAGAAUGGAGGAGGGAAUAAAGUAACAGAAAGAUCAGCAUCGUUUCAUGGGAAAGGCUUAGUAGCAAAUCAAGCGAAUCUUCUUAGAAGGCCAAAAACGGAUCCAGAUUUGUUAGCUGGAAUGAGAAAUAAGUCGAAUGGUGGAAUAUUCUCGUCUCCUCAAUCCGAAAAUAUUCCCAAGUUGACUAAGCUGUUACUAAACGUAACAGUACAAAGAAGUUUAGGACCCAUUCAUGUUGUUAUGUCACCUGAUUCAACAGUUGGAGAUCUUAUUACUAUGGUUGUUAAACAAUAUUCCAAAGAAGGAAGAAGACCUUCAUUGUCUACGACCAAUGCUUCUGAUUUCAAUCUACACUACUCGCAGUUCAGCUUAGAAAGUCUGGAUAAAGAGGAGAAACUGAUACAACUAGGGUCAAGAAACUUCUUCUUGUGUCCCAAAAUUAAAAAUGAUGAUGUUGGUUUUGGACCAUUUCUGACAGCUUCGUCUUCAAACCCUUGUUCAAACCAAGCUGAGAGGGUAUCAAACAAGAAAGUUCAACCACCAUGGUGUAGAUUCAUUGAUUUCUUAACGAUUAGUAGUAGUAGUCUUUAG
Papaver somniferum (opium poppy) is the source of this 651-nucleotide messenger RNA. RefSeq lists its product as uncharacterized. The transcript has 2 exons. Lineage: Eukaryota; Viridiplantae; Streptophyta; Magnoliopsida; Ranunculales; Papaveraceae. The record is from RefSeq and is a predicted model, not a curated record. The coding region runs from base 1 to 651 and encodes 216 amino acids.